AGCACAGAGGAGAUUCAACCACACACACACUGGGCGCAGUAGUGCGGAGUGAGAGGCGGUACCGUUAUAUUUUUAAAACUGCGUCAUCUGCAGCUUACCCCCAAACGCUCGCAGUACAGUACUGCCACGGUCAACAAAAACCCACAGUGUUAGGCUAGUAGUGGUAACCGCUAUAGCGCAUUUUUAACUCAGGUUGUGUCAGACAAAUCAGAUUACUGGGAAAGUAAACUGGAUUCUGACGUAAAGGGAUUAAACCCCGGCAGAGCAGCAUCGCAUGUGCUACUCGCGCGCGCUCUCCGUCAGCACCAGUCGGCGAAGAGGAGAGCAGCUCGUGCCACCUCCAGUCAACAAACCCUCCUCUCUCUGCUAGCACCUGAGCAUGACUCCUCAGACAUUUCUCUGCGACUGAACAGGACGUACCAACCCUGGUAACAUGGCUUCGUAUUUGCAGAUCGCUGAUGACGAAAAGGGCCACGAACUGGACCUGUUCUGCGUCCCCAGACAUUAUGAGAAUGAUUUGGAGAGGGUGAUCAUCCCCCAUGGACUCAUCAUGGACAGGACGGAGCGCCUAGCCCGUGACAUAAUCCGGGACAUGGGAGGACACCACAUUGUAGCGCUAUGCGUGCUAAAAGGAGGAUACAAGUUCUUUGCAGACCUCUUGGACUACAUUAAAGCUCUGAACCAGAACAGCGAUAAAUCAGUGCCGCUGACAGUGGAUUUCAUUAGGGUGAAGAGCUACUGUAAUGACAAAUCAACAAACAGUGUCAAAGUCAUAGGAGGGGAUGAGCUGUCCAAUCUCUCAGGCAAGAAUGUUUUGAUUGUUGAGGAUAUUGUGGAGACUGGAAGAACGAUGCAGACGCUACUUUCUCUACUGAGUGAAUGUAAUCCCAAGAUGGUUAAAGUUGUAAGCCUUCUGGUGAAGAGGACCCCGAGGAGUUCAGGGUACAGACCAGACUACAUUGGUUUUGAGGUGCCCGAUGCCUUUCUGGUGGGUUACGCUCUGGACUACAAUGAGUACUUCAGAGAUCUCAGUCACAUCUGUAUACUGAAUGAUCAAGCAAAGGACAAGUACAAAGUGUGAUCAGACGAAGUGCUGCAGAGGCGAUGGCUGAAUCAAUGAAGACUAGGACCACUGUGAUGACCCUUGUUACCUUUGCUGUGUUUUGAAUCUUAGUUAUUUUUCUACAUUUGAAUCCACAAAAUGUGACUUGUGGGUUGUAAAUACCUUCAAGAAGAAAAAUUAAUUUCCCCUAUUGAAUACAUGGGAUCAAUUAUGUAUAUCAUGAAUAUUUUGGUUGUCAAAUUUUAAUUUAUUUAUUUAUUCACUUAAGUGUAUAACUUUACCUGUAAACCUGUGGGUUUAACGUUGAAGGGAGAAAUAUGUCUUUAAUUUGUUCUAGCUGAUGUGGUUCAAAUCACACAUCUCAGGCUAAUGUUACUGCUUCAUAUUCAGUGAGCUGGCAGUCAGUUUUAAGUAGUCUUUUCUACACGUUUUUGUUCCUACCUAUGAUAUAACACAUAUUCUCGUUAUGCCAUAAAAUGACUGACUUGGAAUGUACUGUAUGUUUUAUUUCGUAUCUGAUGUUUCACCGAGAACCCGUUUACAGCAAUACAAAUCCCAUUGAAACCUUG
This is a messenger RNA of Scatophagus argus, 1632 nucleotides long. RefSeq names its product hypoxanthine phosphoribosyltransferase 1, like (gene hprt1l). Gene Ontology annotation, biological process: IMP salvage; GMP salvage; hypoxanthine metabolic process. Lineage: Eukaryota; Metazoa; Chordata; Actinopteri; Scatophagidae. The transcript is spliced from 9 exons. The coding region runs from base 434 to 1081 and encodes 215 amino acids. The record is from RefSeq and is a predicted model, not a curated record. Gene Ontology annotation, molecular function: hypoxanthine phosphoribosyltransferase activity; magnesium ion binding.